AUGUUUCAACAACCCAAGAGGCGAGCGGAAGAGACUACGAAAGAUUAUAGCUACAAAAAACGGAAAACGGAACAGGUUAACGUGAAAGCGGUCUCUCCUGAAGUGUCGCAAACUCGGGUAGAUUCACAAUCAGCCGACAUGAAGAGGCCGGUUACUGGCAAAAUAACCAAAAAGUCAAAACGGGAGAAAAAGGCUUCUAUAUUUUCACCAAAUACACCGUUGCCAUCGAGCAUAGCAAAGUAUAUAAAUAUGAAUUCACAUCUGAAAAGCGUUGAUCACGGUCGGCUCAAUACAAUGGGAAGGCUAGAGAUAGAAUUAGACAAAGCAGUAACAAAGGGGGAUUUAGAACUUGCUACCAAGCUGAGUGAAGAGAUUUCUCUCAAGAACUACGAACAAAUGGUGCAAGAAGCCAUCGAGCGGAAGGAGUAUUAUGAAGCCAAGCAGAAAGAGGAAGAACGAAAGGCAAACAAAAGAGGCCGUAAGCUGAAAUGGGGUUUUGAGUCUAAGCGCCGUUGGGAGACAAAGAGCAACAUGUAA
Messenger RNA from Paraglomus brasilianum, 537 nucleotides. Lineage: Eukaryota; Fungi; Glomeromycota; Glomeromycetes; Paraglomerales; Paraglomeraceae. The record is from the annotation of a GenBank genome assembly.